Coccidioides posadasii C735 delta SOWgp is the source of this 1185-nucleotide messenger RNA. It is a transcript of the gene SVP26, whose product is annotated as erv26 superfamily protein. Gene Ontology annotation, molecular function: COPII receptor activity. NCBI's taxonomy places the organism in Eukaryota, Fungi, Ascomycota, Eurotiomycetes, Onygenales, Onygenaceae. Gene Ontology annotation, biological process: endoplasmic reticulum to Golgi vesicle-mediated transport. The record is from RefSeq and is a predicted model, not a curated record. Gene Ontology annotation, cellular component: endoplasmic reticulum membrane; Golgi membrane; COPII-coated ER to Golgi transport vesicle.
CACGAUCUUCAAGCUGGGAAUUUGUUAGGAUCAUUCAAUGUCUGCGAAAUAGCUACUUCGACGGGAGGACAUCAUUUCCGGCGACAAUCCGGCCACCUUGACUCUACCUGAGCCAAUUCCGCCGGGACGCCUGUAUGGAGAGCAGGCUCCUUGACCUUUUCAAGUCAACAGUGCCGAUUUCAAGUUCACAAUGUGGGUGCUACCCCUUGUCGGCUACUUAGGGGUGAUAGUAGGCUUUUGCUUUCUCACUCUAGCAAUUGCCUCCGGAUUAUACUAUCUCUCCGAGCUUGUAGAAGAACACACGGUGCUUGCCCGGCGCGUUCUGUCGCGGCUUAUCCACACAGUCAUUGCUCUCCACGUACUACUAUGGCUUAUCGACGGGCUACCCAUCUCCCUUACCUUCCUCAGUAUAGUUUCACACCUCGUAUAUGCUAGCAAUCUCCGACGCUUCCCAGUCGUCAAGCUCUCAGACCCGCUCUUCAUCCUCUCCUGUCUCCUCGUCGGCUUGAAUCACUGGGUGUGGUUCCGCCACUUUUCUGAUCCCGCCACCUUGCAAACUAAAUACAGUCGGUCAUCCUCUCACUCAGCGUCCUUUUCAACAGGCGGACAGCACUAUGGAGCAGGCUCCGACCUCCCGUCAUUUACAGAGAUAGCCUCAUAUUUUGGCCUUUGUGUGUGGCUCGUCCCCUUCUCGCUAUUCGUGAGCUUGAGUGCGGGCGAGAACGUCUUGCCCACUACAGGCUCAGGGUAUGCUUCAGGUCCCUCCAUCGGCGCAGACGGGUCUUCGACCUCGCCUCUAGGGGGCUCUGGCAACGAAAAGAAGAGCAAGAGCAAGGCAAUGGCAAAAGCUUUGGUGGAUGGAGCGCGAGGCUGGGUGUCUGAAACGGGUGAGCUGAUGGGAUUCUGGGGGGGCCAGAAGGCAAGGCGAUUUUGAUAUGUCUUCUCCCCCCGAAGAAGUUUUGUUUUCAUUAUGCAUUCUUUUCCGCCGGCGUGAUGUACCGGUAGCUAUCUUAGGCUUUAUUUCAGCUCUUUCACCUUAAUGCUUUUGAACCAAUUCGGAAACACUUUUCAAUCAGAACCUCUGUUGAAAAAAGGAGGGUAAAAUUGAAGAAUAUGGAUUUCGAGGGCUGUGCGACACCUAUUUUACAAGUAUUUUAUGUUUCACGAGGAACCCUCUAAACAAAA